Gopherus flavomarginatus (Mexican gopher tortoise) is the source of this 6342-nucleotide messenger RNA. RefSeq names its product ATPase sarcoplasmic/endoplasmic reticulum Ca2+ transporting 3 (gene ATP2A3). Gene Ontology annotation, biological process: intracellular calcium ion homeostasis; calcium ion transmembrane transport. Gene Ontology annotation, molecular function: ATP hydrolysis activity; P-type calcium transporter activity; ATP binding. Gene Ontology annotation, cellular component: membrane. The record is from RefSeq and is a predicted model, not a curated record. NCBI's taxonomy places the organism in Eukaryota, Metazoa, Chordata, Testudines, Testudinidae. The transcript is spliced from 22 exons. Bases 48 to 3182 code for a protein of 1044 amino acids.
UGCGGCGCCCCGGCCCGGUCUCUCGGCGCAGCCCGGCGGCCCCGGGCAUGGAGAACGCGCACAGUUUGCCGGCGGCCGCGGUGCUGCAGCGCUUCGGGGUGCAGGAGAGCUGCGGGCUGAGCCCCGAGCAGGUCCGCCGGAGCCGGGACAAGUACGGACCCAAUGAACUCCCUGCUGAAGAAGGAAAGUCACUCUGGGAGCUGGUGCUGGAGCAGUUUGAAGAUCUCCUUGUGCGCAUUCUUCUCUUGGCUGCUGUUGUGUCAUUUAUCCUGGCCUGGUUUGAAGAAGGUGAAGAGAUCACUACUGCAUUUGUGGAGCCAGUUGUCAUCAUGCUGAUUCUCCUAGCCAAUGCUGUUGUGGGGGUGUGGCAGGAGAGAAAUGCGGAGAGUGCUAUCGAAGCCUUAAAGGAAUACGAGCCAGAAAUGGGAAAAGUGAUCCGUGCUGACAGGAACGGAGUCCAGAGGAUCCGGGCUCGAGAUAUUGUUCCUGGGGAUAUUGUGGAAGUGGCAGUUGGUGACAAGGUGCCAGCCGAUAUCCGGAUCAUCGAGAUCAGAUCCACGACGUUACGGGUUGAUCAGUCGAUUCUCACAGGUGAAUCUGUGUCUGUGAUUAAACACACUGACCCGAUCCCUGACCCCAGGGCUGUCAAUCAGGACAAGAAGAACAUGCUUUUCUCUGGUACCAAUAUUGCAGCUGGUAAGGCUGUUGGUGUCGUCAUUGCUACCGGGGUAUACACAGAAAUUGGGAAGAUCAGGAAUCAGAUGGUUGCAACUGAGCCAGAGAAGACCCCAUUGCAACAAAAGCUGGAUGAGUUCAGCCAGCAACUCUCCAAGGUCAUUUCUGUGGUCUGCAUAGCUGUCUGGGUCAUCAAUAUCAGCCACUUCAGUGACCCGGUCCACGGUGGCUCUUGGUUUCGUGGGGCUAUCUACUAUUUCAAGAUUGCGGUGGCCUUGGCAGUCGCUGCCAUCCCUGAGGGUCUCCCUGCUGUCAUCACCACUUGUCUGGCGCUGGGCACGCGCCGUAUGGCCAAGAAGAAUGCUAUUGUGAGGAGCCUUCCUUCAGUGGAAACGCUGGGUUGCACCUCUGUCAUCUGCUCUGACAAGACUGGCACCCUCACCACCAACCAGAUGUCUGUCUGCAGGAUGUUUAUUAUUGAGAAGAUUGAGGGGAUCCACUGCAGCCUGCAUGAGUUCAGUAUCACAGGAUCCACCUAUACCCCGGAGGGAGAGAUCCUGAAGGAUGACAAGCCCGUUCAGUGUGGACAGUAUGAUGGCCUGGUGGAACUAGCCACUAUCUGUGCUCUCUGCAAUGACUCCUCUCUGGAUUAUAACGAGUCAAAAAAAGCCUAUGAGAAGGUGGGAGAAGCAACCGAAACAGCCCUGACCUGCCUGGUAGAAAAGAUGAACGUGUUCAACACUGAUACAAGCAACCUCUCAAAGGUGGAGAGAGCCAAUGCCUGCAACUCUGUAAUCAAGCAGCUGAUGAAGAAAGAAUGCACCCUGGAGUUCUCCCGUGACCGCAAGUCAAUGUCUGUCUACUGCACUCCUGUCGGUUCCAGCCACAACUCUGUUGGCAGCAAGAUGUUUGUCAAGGGCGCCCCUGAAAGUGUGAUCGAACGCUGCAACUACGUCCGUAUUGGCACUAACCGGAUCCCCCUCACGCUCUCCACUAAGGAGAAGAUCUUGUCCAAGAUCCGGGAAUGGGGGACUGGCAUUGACACCCUGCGCUGCCUCGCUCUGGCCACCCGGGACACCCCCUGCAAGAAAGAGGACAUGCAGCUGGAAGACUCGACCAAGUUCAUUAACUAUGAGACUAACCUAACCUUCGUGGGCUGCGUGGGGAUGCUGGACCCUCCCCGGAAGGAGGUGAUGUCGUCCAUUAAGAUGUGCAAGAAAGCCGGCAUCCGGGUCAUCAUGAUCACUGGGGACAACAAAGGCACAGCUGUGGCCAUCUGCCGGAGGAUUGGGAUCUUCUCGGAGAAGGAGGAUGUGACGGACAAGGCCUACACCGGCAGGGAGUUUGAUGAUCUCACCCCAGAGACACAGCGGGAGGCCUGCCGUUCGGCCCGUUGCUUCGCCCGAGUCGAACCUGCUCACAAGUCCAAGAUAGUCGAAUACCUACAGUCUUUCCAUGAGAUUACAGCUAUGACGGGAGAUGGAGUGAAUGAUGCCCCUGCCCUGAAAAAGGCUGAGAUUGGCAUUGCCAUGGGCUCUGGCACAGCCGUAGCAAAAUCAGCAGCUGAGAUGGUGCUGUCUGAUGACAACUUCUCCACCAUCGUGUCUGCCGUUGAGGAGGGCAGAGCCAUCUACAACAACAUGAAGCAGUUCAUCCGCUACCUCAUCUCUUCUAACGUUGGAGAGGUCGUCUGUAUUUUCCUGACUGCAAUCCUGGGCUUGCCUGAAGCUCUGAUCCCAGUCCAGCUGCUCUGGGUGAACCUAGUGACAGACGGGCUACCUGCCACUGCUCUUGGAUUCAACCCCCCUGACCUAGACAUCAUGGACAAACUUCCCCGCAACCCAAGAGAGCCCCUCAUCAGUGGCUGGCUUUUCUUCCGCUACCUUGCCAUUGGAGUGUACGUUGGAUUGGCAACGGUGGGGGCAGCUACCUGGUGGUUCUUGUAUGAUGCUGAAGGGCCGCAAGUUACCUUCUACCAGUUGAGGAACUUCAUGAGAUGCACAGAGGACAACCCCAUCUUUGAAGGCAUUGACUGUAAAAUCUUCGAGUCUCGUUACCCAACCACUAUGGCUCUGUCAGUGCUAGUGACAAUUGAGAUGUGCAAUGCUCUCAACAGUGUGUCUGAAAACCAGUCACUGCUGAGAAUGCCACCAUGGCUCAACAUCUGGCUGCUGGGGACAAUUGUCAUGUCUAUGGCGCUGCACUUCGUGAUUCUCCACGUGAAGCCUAUGCCUCUGAUCUUCCAGGUGACUCCCCUGAGCUGGCCACAGUGGGUGGUCGUGUUGAAAAUUUCCCUGCCUGUUAUCCUGCUCGAUGAAGGACUCAAAUACCUUUCCCGCAACCACCUAGAGGGAAUUCUCAGGACAGUCAGACACACGUGGAGUGGGGAGCACCAGCUGAAAACCUGCAGGAAUCCAGAUCAAACAGGGAGAAGAGGGCAAGAAAUGAAUGACAUAAAGGAAACUCACUUUCUAAAUAAAGAAACCCUAAGCUGUAACUCGGACUGAAGUCUUGCAUGUUUGACCAUCACUAGAAGCCAGCAGGACAUGCAUGUGUCCGACUAUCAGACUAAUGCGGGUGAAACGUUGAAAAGAAAAAUACUGAUUUUGUUUUUGUUUCGUAGCUUUUUUUCCCUGUACGUAAUGGUGCAAUUACUGGACAGCUAAAUUAGUUUGGGGAUGAAACUAUAUGUAACUGAGUCAUUGUAACACAGCUCCUUGGGGGUCCGCUCCUGAAAAGUUUGAGACCCCUUAAAAAAUAGCCCCAAUGUGUGAGCUCAGUAAGGCAUCUUUUGUUUUGUAAAAAUGUGGUAGGUGGGAGGUCGUGCUUUCACAGUGGUGCACAGUAUCUGUGCAUGAGCAGUGAUGACAGAGGUGCAUUCCAGAGCUGUGAUGUGGCAAAACAGACAGUAUCUCAGUACCAAGGAAAAGCUUAUCUGUGUGUAUGGGCAGGGGAGGUAAGCAAAGAAAGGUGCAUGAGGUGCAACAGGUGUGUUCCAAUUGACUUCCAAUUUAGUAGAGUGAUAUCCAUUAAAGUAUAAUACCUAGGUGGCAAUGCUAGUGCUCUGGAAGCCACAUUGCCUAGAUGUCCAGCUUUGGUGGUUUCAAUGUACCUGUUUCCUGGUAUAAUUACCAGUGUUGUAGAUCUUGUGGACAUGUAUUUACUUGCAAAGAUUUUUGUGGUGGAAGUUGAAACUUCCUCUAUUUAUCAUAUUAUUCUCCAUUCUAUUUUCCUCUUGUGAAAAUCUUGCACCUUCUCAGGCUCAUCUGACACCAAAGCAUGACCCAGUCCUCUUGUCCUUUCUCUUCUGUAUAACACCUUGUUAGCUCCCUUCCUGUGCUAAGCACCUCCGCCUAGACAGCUUAAAACAAAACACGGAAAUGGAGAACUCUGGAUCCCCCCUCAUCUAGUGCUCAUUCCUGAUCAAAUUUACUGACUAGGUAAAUCUAGAUUACCUAGUUUUUAAAAUAUGACUACAUAGAAGGUAGAAUAAAAGGCUUAAAAGGGAGUUGUCCAUUAGUUAAUGUCAGUUUUGGGAGACAAUUUGUGCUCCCAAUAUGAUGUUGAAAAAGGGAGAGGUGAUCACAUGGGAGCAAAAGUUGUCUCCCAGAAAUUGACAUUAAGACUUAUUCUACCACCUAUAUAAUCUUAUUCUUGAAACUCACAUAGAACAUUUGACCAGGAAUGGGCACUAGAUGUGGUAGGAUCCAAAGUUCUUGAUGAAGGGAAAAAGAUGCCUACAGUUCUCCUUCCUUCUAAACUUCACCCGGGUGUAUGCCGGAGCAUCGGGGUUAGUUAUUGCUUUGCUUUGCUGCUAUUUUGCUCCAUUCCUAUCUGCAUCAGUUUCUAUUUUAUUUUUUAAGUCUCUUAAAACCCCCAGUGCUUUUUGUCUCUCUUCCGUCCAGGCCAGCUGGCUGAACUUUGACAAGCUGGCUACCUUAGGUACAGUACGUGCCAAACACCAUCCUUUCCUUUCUCUCCAUCACCAGCAUUGAAAAAGAUGGGUCGCGCCCCCAGACCAAUGGGAAUGUACAGACUUGUUAUACUACUGAUCUGAUUUAAUUGUACAGAAAACCUUGCAUGAAAUGUUGUUACUGUAUUUAAUAUAGAAUGUACUCAAGGAAUUUUAAUAUGGAGCUUUUAAAAAACAAACAAACAUCUUUAUAAAUACUGUGUGAUUACAGGAAAAUUGUUCACGGAAAAAUCACUAUUUGCUUUCUUUGAGAAUUUUUCUUUUUCCAACAUGUUUUGUAUGUUUCAGUUUAUAGAGCUGAUUUAAUUGAGCUGAUUACACAGGCUGACUGAUUCUUUUUAGAGACCAUUUUCAAUGUGGGUGGAACUUAUCCUUGAGCAGAGGGUCAGUAGAUGAUCCAUACACCUCUUAAGCUCUCUAAAGAGGGUUUAAGUGGGACUUAAGUGGUGUUUGGGCCAUCCAUGCUUCUGUACAGAGGUGAAUUCCACCUCGUUUUAUUACAAAGAUCCCCACCACUCCAUGGCUUUCUGAACAGCCUUUGGAAAUAAAUGGUGGGAAUUUAAUCAAAUAUUUAAGGGCCACAUUCAGCCCUCAUGUAACCAGAGCAACUCCAUUGCCUUUAGGAGAACUGUUUCUGCUUAUUCCAGGGUUGAGAUUGAUCCUCAACAUCCUGCCCACCCUAUUGGGGGUGGAGGGUGUCCAUGGAAUGUAGUGCAACCAGAGCUGCCGAGUACCUGGUCUGUAAGUUGUCCCUGUUGGUACAUGUUCAUAUCCAUCAGAGAUCCAUAUUGGAUUAUGGGGAGUCAUGGCCAGAUCUGCAGCUCCUGUGAAUCUGUGUUGCUCUACUGGAAUUACAUUGAUUUACACCAGCUGAAGAUCUGACUUGUGACUUUUUUGGUACCCAAAUGUGUGUGUUUUCUAAAGCUUUUGAUAUUAUUUUAAAAAUCUGUAACAAAGAGGGUUUAAAAUAUUUACAAAACAUGUAUCUUGGGCAAGCAUGGGACAGGCAAAGAUAUGACGUCAGUAACUUUUAAGUCCUCUAUUAAAUUCCUUUUGGUCAUUUGCUUUGCCUCAUCUGAUGCCAAGAAGGUGGAGACAAUUAUGUUAAAUCAUUGCGAGGAAGAGGCAGGGGAAAUAUUAGUUUUUAUUGCACUGGUUUUAAUUUACGCUCAACACAGCUAAAAUGCACUAUGGUGGUUCACUGUGCCUGAUGAUGUUGGAUUGAAAUUGUGAAAUUACAGGAUAUGAAAUUCAGCAAAUAGAGUGCAACAACUCUCAGCCAUGUUCCAUGCCAUAGGUUUACUCUUCCCAGUAGCAGCAGGUUUUGUCUUAAAAUUCUGUUUGCCCUUUUCACUGUAAGCUUCUGGGUCAAAUCAGUGGAACCUACACUAAGGACACCUUCAACAGGUAUUCACUCUACUAAGGGUGACCUCCUUUAAAGUAUCCCCAUUUUCUAGUAGGAUCCCUCAUUGAAGGACCGUGUCUCAUUUUUUCUUUUGUUGCUUGUCAUUUGGCUGGCUGCUUUAAGACUGGUUUCCCGCUAGACGUUUUGGGGUUGUGGAGGGUUAUAGUUCAAAUAUUUUAAUGAAGUAGAAAAAUAUCCUUAGAUCAAAAUUAUUUUUCCUUUAUGCUUUGCUGAAGGGUCAGGAUAAAUUGCAUAGAAGUUAUUUCUUAUUUGUAUGUCACCAGCAGUG